GAGGCUACUGUAAAGUAGUCGCUGCAUGAGGCUCCAGUCGUUACGUGAUCUCGUUUAAGAAUGCAAUUUUUCUGUCGUCCAUCAGUUUCUAAAUGCUACCGAGAUUUUCGGUUAGUCACUGGUAUGGUUUCUAGCAAACUCACACACGGCAAUGCAACAUCACCACUUGAACAACUUGCAAAACUGCAAGAACUAGCUGAUCGUUGGCCAUCUGAUACAUGUAAUCGAAAAGUACAUUUCAAAGAUGAAAUCAAACGUCGCAUUACUGAAUGCUUAUCAAAGCCGACACAAGAGUUGGAUGCUAACUUUUGGGAAGCAGAAUAUCAAAGUUUAUCUCGUCUUCUUAAAAAUCAUCAUCAGAACAAUUAUACUCUACCGUCUGGACUUGGCGGUAGCCGUAAUGAACCAGCUGUAGCAGCGACUGGAGCUGAUCUAAAGGAAUGUAGACGGAUUUUAAGUGAAAGUGAAACAGUCAGGAAUUCUUUGUUAACACGUAUCAUUAGUAAAUUUAUUUUUUAAUUUCUUUUGUAUAUUGAAUCGAAUGACUUUUACCUUAAAAAGAUUUCUAAAUAGAAAUAAAAAAUUAAAAUAUUUUAGAUUCAA
Messenger RNA from Trichobilharzia szidati, 603 nucleotides. NCBI's taxonomy places the organism in Eukaryota, Metazoa, Platyhelminthes, Trematoda, Strigeidida, Schistosomatidae. The record is from the annotation of a GenBank genome assembly.